This is a messenger RNA of Pteronotus mesoamericanus, 1176 nucleotides long. It is a transcript of the gene TENT5D, whose product is annotated as terminal nucleotidyltransferase 5D. Bases 1 to 1176 code for a protein of 391 amino acids. Gene Ontology annotation, molecular function: RNA binding; poly(A) RNA polymerase activity. Gene Ontology annotation, biological process: mRNA stabilization. Lineage: Eukaryota; Metazoa; Chordata; Mammalia; Chiroptera; Mormoopidae. The record is from RefSeq and is a predicted model, not a curated record. The transcript has a single exon.
AUGUCUGAAAUCGGAUUCAGCAAUCUCACUUGGGAUCAAGUUGUAAUACUGGAUCGAGUGUUAGAUGAAGUAAUUCCAAUUCACGGAAAGGGGAAUUUCCCCACAUUAGAGGUAAAACCAAAACAUAUCAUUCAUGUUGUAAAAGAUCAACUGAUAGAGCAAGGAAUCAUUGUUAAAGAUACCCGACUGAAUGGUUCCAUUGCAAGUUACAUACUUGCAAGCCACAAUGGAAUCACCUAUAAGGAUCUGGAUGUUAUUUUUGGUGUUGAACUACCAAAUGAUCAAGAAUUUCAGGUUGUUAAGGACAUAGUUCUAGGUUGUCUACUUGACUUUUUACCAAAAGGUGUAAAAAAGGAAAAGAUCACCCUAAGGAUCAUGAAAGAGGCUUACGUGCAAAAGAUGGUCAAAGUUUGCAAUAAGCAUGACCGUUGGAGUCUCAUCUCUCUUUCAAAUAAUACUGGGAAGAACGUAGAGCUAAAAUUUGUGAAUUCACUCAGACGACAGUUUGAGUUCAGUGUAGAUUCCUUUCAGAUUCUUUUGGAUCCCAUGUUAGACUUCUACUGUGACAAAAAUGCUAAGCUAGCCCAAGAAUCCUAUCCUGUUGUGGUAGCAGAAAGCAUGUACGGAGAUUUUCAGGAAGCAAUGAUGCAUUUGCGAUACAAACUUAUAUCUACCAGAAAACCCGAAGAGAUUAGAGGUGGUGGCCUUCUGAAGUACAGCCACUUGCUGGUUCAUGACUUUAAGCCAGCUUGUGAAGCACAAAUCAAGACCCUGGAACGUUACAUGUGUUCUAGAUUUUUCAUUGAUUUUCCUGAUGUAGGAGAACAGCAAAAGAAGAUUGAAUCAUACCUCCACAACCAUUUCAGAGGUGAAGAAAAGAGCAAGUAUGACUACCUUAUGACCUUGCGUAGAGUUGUGAAUGAAAGCACCGUUUGCCUCAUGGGUCAUGAAAGAAGGCAGACAAUCGAUAUGAUUACCUACAUGGCUCUGAAAGUACUAGGAGAACAGAAUAUUCUACCCAAUACAGACAAUGUAACUUGCUUUUAUCAGCCUGCUCCAUACUUUGCCUCUGAGAGACAGUAUUCUCCUUAUUAUGCAUUACCUGGAUUGCCACCACCUAUUUUCUUUCGGCCAUACUACCCAAUGAACUUUUUUAUGCCAAAUGGUAUGAAUUAA